UAUUUUCUCUCUCUCUCUCUCUCUCUUCCAUUUAAAUCAUUGAAAAAUGAAUGUAAUUUUUGUCGUCAUCGCUGCUUUGUUGAUAUUCAACAACAAUGUUUUGGCUCGUCCAUCAUCGUUGACACGAACAUUUGAUAAAUUUAAAGUUGCCUUCAAUAAAACCUAUAUAUCCGAUUUGCCAUUGGAUGAACAACAACAGACAAAAAUGAACCAAAAUUUGAUGACAGCACCUAUUUGCGAAUUUGAUUCGAACAUGAAUAUUUCUGAUGAAUUAGAUUUACGUUCAUUAGGAACAUUACCACCAAUACGUAUGCAAGGAAAUUGUGCAUCAAGUUGGGCAUUUGCUGCUAUUGCUUCACUUGAAUCAGCAUAUCUUUCUCGUUAUAAUUAUUCACAUGAUUUCUCUGAACAAGAACUAAUUGAUUGUGCAUCACAAAAUGGUUGUUCAGGUGAUAAUAUUCAACGUGGUUUAAAUGAUUUAAAACUUGGUUUUCAUUAUAUGAAUAUCAAUGGUGUUGUUGAAGAAUCUAAUUAUCCAUAUGUUGAACAUAAACAAUCAUGUCAACCAUCACAAGGACAUUAUGUCAUUAAGACUUAUUGUCAAAUUGAGCCACAAAAUCCAUUGAAAAUUCGUCAAGUAUUAACAAAAACACAUACGGCUAUUGCUGCUAUUAUUGCUAUCAAAGAUUUGAAAUCUUUUCAACGUUAUGA
Molecule: messenger RNA, 711 nt
Organism: Dermatophagoides pteronyssinus (European house dust mite)
Lineage: Eukaryota; Metazoa; Arthropoda; Arachnida; Sarcoptiformes; Pyroglyphidae
Product: peptidase 1-like
Source: RefSeq, a predicted model, not a curated record